CUUUGGUUGCAGGUUCAUCCCGUCUCCGCCGGCCGAGCGUAUUCUGUCAGCCGACAGCGGUCCGCCCUGCCGGAGGGGUGAAGGGAGGCUGGCGACAUGGAUGUUAACCAGCCCAAGCAGGAGCACUUGCUGGCUCUGAAAGUGAUGAGGCUAACCAAACCUACUUUAUUCACUAAUGUUCCGGUGACUUGUGAAGAAAGAGAUUUGCCAGGUAAUCUAUUUAACCAGCUAAUGAAAGAUGAUCCUUCUACUGUAAAGGGAGCAGAAAAUUUGAUGCUAGGAGAAAUGCUGACUUUGCCUCAAAAUUUUGGAAAUAUAUUUCUGGGAGAGACUUUUUCCAGUUACAUUAGUGUACACAAUGAUAGCAAUCAAGUUGUCAAGGACAUACUGGUGAAGGCUGAUCUUCAGACAAGUUCUCAGCGCUUGAACCUUUCAGCUUCUAGUGCUGCAGUGGCAGAACUUAAACCUGACUGUUGCAUUGAUGACGUGAUCCAUCAUGAAGUAAAGGAGAUAGGAACACACAUCUUAGUUUGUGCAGUAAGUUACACUACGCAGACAGGAGAGAAGAUGUACUUCAGAAAGUUCUUCAAAUUUCAGGUUCUUAAACCACUAGAUGUGAAAACCAAAUUCUACAAUGCUGAGAGUGACCUCAGUUCUGUGACAGAUGAAGUGUUUCUGGAAGCUCAGAUUCAGAAUAUCACUACCUCUCCAAUGUUUAUGGAGAAGGUUUCUUUAGAGCCAUCUAUGAUGUACAAUGUUGCAGAACUGAACACAGUUGACACAGCAGGGGAAAGUGAGUCUACUUUUGGCUCAAGGACAUAUUUACAACCCAUGGAUACACGUCAAUACUUAUACUGCCUAAAACCAAAGCAAGAAUUUGCAGAGAAAGCUGGAGUAAUAAAAGGUGUAACAGUGAUUGGUAAACUAGACAUUGUAUGGAAAACUAAUCUGGGUGAACGAGGAAGGCUGCAAACGAGCCAGCUCCAAAGAAUGGCUCCCGGUUAUGGCGAUGUGAGGCUUUCUUUGGAGACAAUACCAGACACUGUAAAUUUGGAAGAACCUUUUGACAUUACAUGUAAAAUAACAAAUUGCAGCAGUGAAAGGACUAUGGACCUGGUUUUAGAGAUGUGCAAUACUAAUUCCAUCCACUGGUGUGGAGUUUCAGGAAGGCAACUUGGAAAGCUGCACCCAAGUUCAUCCCUCCAUCUUGCACUUACAUUGUUGUCUUCAGUGCAGGGAUUGCAAAGUGUCUCUGGCUUAAGACUUACAGACACGUUUUUGAAGAGAACAUAUGAGUAUGAUGAUAUUGCACAAGUCUGUGUAGUUUCUUCAGAAGUCAAACAAAGCUGAAGAAAAAAAACUCUAUUUCUGCUCGGCUUUUUGGUGGCAUGUUUGGUUUUUGGUUUUUGUUUGGGUUUUAUUUUUGGACCAACUUCUUGAUGUUUUUGCAGCUGAAAAACAUCAAAAUGUGUACAAACAAUACUAAUUCCCACUAUAUCUAUGAAUGUAACUAUGCUUAUUUAAUUUGUCUGAGAAUUUCUUGAAUGUUUUAAAAUCUUCUAAAACAUUCAUAUGCAUUUUGUCUACUGAAAAUAAAGCCUUUGGAAAAAGCAUA
Messenger RNA from Phalacrocorax carbo (great cormorant), 1615 nucleotides. Lineage: Eukaryota; Metazoa; Chordata; Aves; Suliformes; Phalacrocoracidae. The record is from RefSeq and is a predicted model, not a curated record.